AUGUCAGUUAUUAUAUCAAAUCGUCCUAAAUCACGAAUUAAUAUUUUGGAUAAACGUAUACCACGAAAUCCAAAAUAUGAAAAUAUUCAACCAACAAUUGAUUCAGGAAAUAGUAUUACAAAAUUUCUUAAACGAAAUGAACAAUUACGUGCAUCAAAGAAACAACAAUCAGAAGAAAUAUUUAAACGAAUGAAAGUAUCAACACUUAUACAAUUGAUAAUUCAAGUAGCAGAAAUAAAUUCAUUAGAAAAUCCUAAAAAUGAUGAAUAUGAUUCAAGUGCGUCACAACGAACACUAACUGAUAUAAAUCGACCACAAACACAAGAUAGUCAAAGAAGUAUUGCUACAUCACGAUCAACUUUACAAGGUGUUAUUCGUGGUGUUGGUGAAAUGGAUUUAUAUAAUAAAUAUACAAAUCGUUCUUCAACUAUACCAUCAGCACGAAACAUUGCAAAUAAUGAACAAAUUGAUUUAGCCUAUGAAGAAUGCCCUUAUUUAAUUGUUGAUCUUCGUGAUAAAGAUGAAUUUAAUACUAAUCAUAUUGUUUCAGCUCAUCAUUAUCCAGUUGCUAUGCUUUCACGUUGUACCAAUAAUGAAUCGAGAGAAUUACUUAUCUAUAAAAAUCAAAAAGGCAAAAUUAUUAUUGUAUAUGAUGAAGAUGAACGUAUUGCGCCGCAUGCAGCAACAAUUAUGGUAGAACGAGGUUAUAACAAUAUAUUCUUACUUUCUGGAGGUUUAAAAUAUGCUGUGAAAAAAUUUCCACAUGGUCUCAUAACUGGUACAUGUCCAUUAUCAUGGACAUUAUCAAGUGUACCAUCAACACCAAUAAGAAAACUUACACGUACACAAUCAAUGAAUAUACUUCAUAGUGAAGCACCAAUAGGUCAAUCAAUUGCUACUGUAACACGACCAUUACCAAGUCCAAUGAUUAAAUUUAAUAUUCGUGAACAAUUUACAAAUUAUGAUAUUGAAGAAUUAAAUGCACGACUUGAAGAAAAUUUAUUACCAAAAGAUACUGCUUCACGAUUAUCACGUGCACGUGCUCAAUCAUCAAAACAAUGUUCACGUAUGUCGCAUGUUUCUGAGCGAUCAAAUUUAACUCAUGUUUCAGAUAAACGAUGGAAACCAUGA
Messenger RNA from Rotaria sordida, 1131 nucleotides. The record is from the annotation of a GenBank genome assembly. NCBI's taxonomy places the organism in Eukaryota, Metazoa, Rotifera, Eurotatoria, Philodinida, Philodinidae.